Humulus lupulus (European hop) is the source of this 6969-nucleotide messenger RNA. RefSeq names its product transcriptional activator DEMETER. Gene Ontology annotation, molecular function: DNA demethylase activity; DNA N-glycosylase activity; 4 iron, 4 sulfur cluster binding. The transcript has 23 exons. Lineage: Eukaryota; Viridiplantae; Streptophyta; Magnoliopsida; Rosales; Cannabaceae. The coding region runs from base 609 to 6563 and encodes 1984 amino acids. The record is from RefSeq and is a predicted model, not a curated record. Gene Ontology annotation, biological process: base-excision repair.
UUUUGAUAGAUAGACCAGCAGUUUAAUGUAUUUAUAAAAUCUAAAAGCCUAAUCUGGUUUGGUUCUUUUUAUUUUAUUUUUAUUUUUGUUUUUAUUUUUAUUUUUCUCAUUGUCUAUCUCCUCCCUUUUCUCUCUCUUAGUCUGUUUCCCCAUAAGGACUGUAACAAAAUAAAAUUCCGCCAUUGACUGAUAGCUUCUGAGAUACCCAUCUGGGUCCUCUUGACUCAGAGCCAGAUCGGUUCCAGCAAUGGGCUUAAAGAAGAGAAGGGUAAGCUGUAAAAUUUUCAAUUUUGCUAUUUAUCUUCAAAAGUUUAGCUCGUGGAAGAAGAUUGCGAUGAACCCAACAAAGUGAAAGAAGAAUCCAAAUCUAUAUACAACAAAUCAUCGUCGUUUUCUUCCUCCAGCCAAUCACAUUCUUCCUACCAGCCACCGUUCUCCCAAUUGACCACUGCCACCUACUCCCCGGCCGCCGCUCUUCCGCCGGCCACUGGCUAGUGCCUCGAUGUUGCUGCUCUUUUACAAGUCUUGAACAUUCAUGGUGGGAAAGAUUUCCAACCGUAAACCAAUCAAGUCAGGUUCUUUUUUUGUCUGAAACAAGAAAUUCAAAGAUGAAUUUGAAUUUUGGAGAGGGGUUUCCGUAUCUAGGAGCAGAAGAGUUUCAGUUUGAAAGCUCUUGGGUGCCAGCAACUCCAGAGAAGCCCCCUAUUUUGGGAUCUAUUGCAAUCUCAGAUAUCCAACAAGGAAGACAUCAGGACCCAGUAAAUUCACUAGAAUUGGCAUCAAUUACAGGAAGACAUGCAUCAAAUUUUGAUUGUUUGGCUCAAAUUUUCAAUGCAAAUUCACAAGUGAGCCAAAAUAUGGGGUAUUUUCGACAUUCAGAUGGACAUCCAACAGAGAAUAACCUGAGGACUAAUGGCAGAGAUGGUUCUCAUCAACAGUCUUUACCUGAGGAUUUUGUAGGCUUGAAUAAUAAUUUAUCGUUCAUGCAACUGUUACAACAUGGGGGAGCUGAAGUCCCAUCGUCAAACACCUCGCUUUUAAGACUUGUAGAAAUGGCAGCAGAAAGACCUGUGUUGCCACAACCACCACAUCAAAUGAUCAACAUCCAACAGGAUUAUGGCUCAGGUGGUUUCAAUAUUGGUGCCGGGUUCAUCAGCAGCAUAGCAGAGGGAACUGAAAUUGGCAAUUCACAUUGGCAAGUGGGGAAAAGUUGGACUGAUUCCAACACUGCUAAUCUGUUAAUCAGAGAACAGAGUGAAUGUUCAAGUUCCAACCCACUGAAUUAUGGUGGCAGCUUACCCCAGACACUCAGCUAUGACCUCUCCACACCGUGCAAGCCAGGCUAUGAUUUGAAUUACUCACCACGUAACUCCAAUGCUCUCACAAAUGUUGUCAACUCGCCUCAUUUCACACCAGUAACACCAAAUCAUGUUACAUCGGAGAACCAGCGGUCUGCAUUACUAAAGUCCGCCAUAGAUGAAACCCCAAGUCAGGAAAGAGACACAACAAAGAAUCUAAUUGAAUGCAGAGAAGACGAAGCAAUUCAACUACAUGGUGAUGAACUCUUACAAAAGAUUGUCGACUCAUCGUCCACUGCCAUUUCUACACCAUACAAGGAAAAUAAAGACUAUAUAACUGACCUGGGCAUUGAUCUGAAUGAGACACCACAACAGAAACCACCAAAACGUAGAAAACACAGGCCCAAGGUAAUUGUAGAAGGCAAACCAAAAAGGGGCCGAAAGCCUUCAGUUCCAAAAAAUACAGAACCUAAGCAACCAAAGAGGAAAUAUGUACGCAAAAAUGUUCCAAAGGAGUCAACAUCUCAAACGGUGGAUAUGUUGGAAGAGACUAGAAAUCCUAACACUGCAUUGCCCAAAAAAAGUAGCAAGAAAGUAUUAAAUUUUGAUUUGGAAAAGAUUGGAGAUGCAAAUCUGGGCAAUAUAGUGACGCAGCAGGAGAUGCACAACAUGAAUGGAAAAGCUCCAAGUGUUACCCUGGACUAUCAAGCAACAGAGCUAUGUAAUGGAAUUAAUCAUGCAAGGGAUACAACUCCAUCCAUGCAAAGUGGCAUACCUGUUGAACAGAUGGUAGAAAACCAUUUCAUGAAUCAAAUGCCAAAUGGCAAUGUCCGUCCAUUUGACAGUCAAGCAACUGUUGCUCUGUUUGAUUCAACAAAAGAUAUGCAUGUGAAAAAUUUCAAUGAAGCUGGAAGACAUGAAAUAAACAGAAAUGUUGAUCAACAGCUAAAGAGAAAGGAAGAUGAAUACAUUCUGAAACAGCAACAAACAUGUGCAGAAGCAAUAGUCCGAGAUAGAGUUCAAAGAAGCGAUAAUUGUGAAAACCUUCAGAAGAUUACAGAACCAACAAAGCAUGCUAUGCCUCAGCCAAUUCCAAAGACUCCCUCCUCCAAUGAAGCAAGGGGGUCAAAAAGAGAUCAUUGCCACACCACUGAACAUGCACAUCUCUCAACUACAAAUCAUAUGGAUGCCAGUACAUUGUUGUACCGAGGAAUAUAUGAGAUCUGCUCAGGAAUUUCACAAACUCCUAAGAAAAAGAAAAUUGGGGAUGACUGCAGAGACACGCCUUCUAAUGUCAAAGCAGCUGAGGGUUUGGGAAAUGUUGAAACAACAAGAGCGCACAAUGUCAAUGCAAGUGGACUGAAAUCAAAAGAGAAUUGCACAUUAUUGGAUACUCAAUUCAGCAGAACUGCAGAGAGAGAAACUAAUGAAAUCAGCAUGGUCAACAUUAACAGCUAUGAUCACUCUACCCCUUCAGAGCAUAACAUACCAUAUCUCCAAAUUUUAUCCAGGCAACAUUCACAAACAGGACAGACAGGUUCUGCAAGGGCCCAGUAUCAUGCUAACAGCCUUUCCACUGGAGCCACAGUUGAAGAGAGUAAACAUCUCUCAUCCCUUCCUAAAACGUCCACCACACUUGGAAAUGCCCAAGUAUUUCAAACUUGUUAUGCUAGCAUGUCAGAGAUUAAGCAGACUAAAAAAGGCCCUCUAAUACAAUCAGCUUUGUCAGUAUUGAGUACAGUGCAGAAACCCUUGCCCAAAAAAAGAGGUCCAAAGAAGAAACAAGUACAUCCCACAGCAAUAGACGAAGUCAAUGUAAAAGCCCCUCUAAUAAAUUCAGCUUUGUCAGUAUUGAGUACAAUGCAGGAACCCUUGCCCAAAAAAAGAGGUCCAAAGAAGAAACAAGUACAACUCACAGAAAUAGACGAAAUCACUUUAAAAGCCCCUCUAAUAAAUUCAACUUUGUCAGUAUUGAGUACAAUACAGGAACCCUUGCCCAAAAAAAGAGUUUUUUAUGUAGGUCCAAAGAAGAAACAAGUACAACUCACAGCAAUAGACGAAGUCAUAUACAAAUUUCAGAGCCUUAACCUCAAUGGAAGCAGCAGUGGAUUACAAAAUCCAGACCAAAAUGCACUUGUCUUGUACCAAGGAAAUGGUGCAGUUGUUCCUUAUGGGGGUUUUGAGUUUAUCAAGAAACGUAAACCACGACCUAAAGUAGACCUUGAUCCAGAAACAAACAGGAUUUGGAAUCUUUUGAUGGGCAAGGAAGGAAGUGAAGACCUGGAAGGAACAGAUACAAAAAAGGAGAAGUGGUGGGAAGAGGAAAGGAAAGUGUUCAGUGGGAGAGUUGAUUCUUUCAUUGCUCGGAUGCAUCUAGUUCAAGGAGAUAGACGUUUCUCUCGGUGGAAAGGAUCAGUUGUAGAUUCAGUCAUCGGAGUCUUCCUUACUCAAAAUGUUUCAGACCAUCUUUCAAGCUCUGCCUUUAUGUCUCUGGCUGCACGAUUUCCUCUUAAGUCGACAGGCUAUAACACACAGGAUAAGGUCAACACAGUAAUAAUAAGUAAAGAAGCAACAAUCCCCAUACCGAAUCUAAAUGACACCAUCAAAUGGCACGAAGACUCAAGAGAACAAAUCAAUGGCCAAAACAGGGCACCCAAUCAAUCUGCUGAGGGUCAAUGGAGAGAUAAUAUAGCAAUAACCAAAAAAAACUUGACAGACGCACAAAGCCAAAGUUCAGAAGAAGAAAUCAUAUUGUCCCAAAAUUCAUUUGAUUCCUCAAUCACUCAAGUCGCUGGAGGAAUCAGAUCCUGUUCAGGCUCAAAUUCAGAGGCAGAAGAUCCUUGUACUGGAUGGAAGCCUAGCAACACCCAAGUUUCAUCCUUAACAGAUUAUCUAUUGGCGGAAAAAAGUGCCACAGUCCAGGAAGUUUAUGAUCGUGUAAAUGGAUGUACAGUAUUUGAGAAAUACAAGAGCUCUUAUUCAAUGAAACAUCCUGAUUUCCCUUAUACAAACAAUGCAGACUAUCUGUACAUGCAACCAGCUCCCCAUUCUGGAAAUGAUGAGUUGUUUAUGACAACUGACCCAAGAGCACCAGAAGUAUGUUGCUUUGAAAGCUUCAGUGAAGAAAGCACGUCAUCUUGGCAUUCAACUGGUUCCAGAUCUGUAAAGGGGCCAGAUACAGUUUCCAAAACCCCAAGGUGUAAAGAACAAGCUGAACGUCUCGGUGACAACUCUGAGCAACAGAAUCAAGUUUGGAAGUCUCAAAAAGCACCAUCAGCUGACCCUUGUGCAUUAUUAUGCUCACAAUUAACAGCCCAAGAAGCACUUCAAUCAAACAUUGAAUACAGUCGGUCUUCUUGCAACAAUUAUCAGCAUUUGAAGAAUGACAUGUUUCAAGCAGAAAGCACUUCACUUACAAACCCUGUAAAAUUUUCUGACACAACUGAGGGGACUGUCCCACAUGUCAAUAAACUCACAGGUAAAGCUUUUGAAGCUGGGGAUAGUAUUUCUGCAGUAAGUAUCCAGAUAGAGAAAGAGAAUAAGUUGGCGGAGCCAAGUUCAGACCAUACUCAAAAUGGUGCACGUACAAAAACUUCAAAAGCAAAAAGAGGCAAUGCUACAGGUCAAAACAAGAAUGAAGUUGACUGGGACAUUUUAAGACAGCAGGCAGAGACCAGUGGAGACAAAAAAGAAAAAAGAAAAGAUGCACUGGAUUCAAUUGACUAUGAAGCGAUUAGAACAGCUAAUGUUAAAGAUAUUUCUGAUGCCAUCAAAGAACGAGGAAUGAACAACAUGCUAGCAGAACGAAUCAAGGAAUUCCUAAACCGCAUAGUCAAAGAUCAUGGAAGCAUUGACCUUGAAUGGUUAAGAGAUGUUCCCCCAGAUGAAGCAAAGGAUUACUUGCUAAGCAUACGAGGACUGGGAUUGAAAAGUGUGGAGUGUGUGCGACUUUUAACACUUCAUCAUCUUGCUUUCCCGGUUGACACAAAUGUAGGAAGAAUAGCAGUACGACUGGGUUGGGUACCCCUCCAACCACUUCCAGAGUCACUUCAAUUACACCUUCUAGAACUAUAUCCGGUGCUGGAGACAAUUCAAAAGUAUCUUUGGCCAAGAUUAUGCAAACUUGAUCAACGAACACUAUAUGAGCUACACUACCAGAUGAUUACAUUUGGAAAGGUCUUCUGUACAAAGAGUAAACCAAACUGCAAUGCAUGUCCUAUGAGAGGAGAAUGCAGACACUUCGCAAGUGCUUUUGCAAGUGCAAGACUGGCCCUACCAGGCCCAGAAGAGAAAAGAAUUGUGACCUCCGAUGUUCCUACACAAGCUAACAGUCCUGCUGUAGUUAUGAAUCCUGCACUACUACCUCCACCAGAGAACAAUUCACUCAUAGAAGUUGGCUCUAAAACUGAGAAGUGUGAACCAAUCAUUGAAGAGCCUGCAACACCAGAGCAAGAAUGCAUAGAGGUGUCACAAAGUGACAUUGAGGACUCCUUUUAUGAGGACCCUGAUGAGAUUCCAACCAUAAAACUCAACAUUGAAGAGUUCACAGAAACCUUACAAAACUACCUGCAAAAGAAUAUGGAGCUCCAAGAGGGUGACAUGUCCAAGGCUUUAGUUGCCUUGAAUCCAGAAGCCGCCUCCAUCCCUAUACCUAAAUUAAAGAAUGUCAGUAGACUUCGAACGGAACACCAAGUGUAUGAACUACCAGAUUCACACCCUUUAUUGGAACGGCUUGACAAACGAGAACCAGAUGACCCAAGCCCUUAUCUUCUUGCUAUAUGGACACCAGGUGAGACUGCAAAUUGCAUUCAACCAUCAGAAAGAAGUUGCAGUUCCCAACAACCAGACAAAUUAUGUGAUGAGAAGACAUGUUUUUCAUGCAAUAGUAUUAGAGAAACAAAUUCGCAAACCGUGAGAGGGACAAUUUUGAUACCUUGUAGAACAGCAAUGAGAGGAAGCUUCCCACUUAAUGGCACAUACUUUCAAGUUAAUGAGGUAUUUGCAGAUCAUGAUUCAAGUCUAAAUCCAAUCAGUGUUCCUAGAGAAUGGAUAUGGAAUUUACCAAGAAGGAUGGUAUACUUUGGAACCUCCGUAUCAACAAUUUUCAAAGGCCUAUCAACAGAAGGAAUUCAGUUCUGCUUCUGGAAAGGAUUCGUUUGUGUGAGAGGAUUUGACCUGACAACUAGGGCACCUCGACCUUUGAUAGCCAGAUUGCAUUUCCCCGCAAGCAAGUUGAUCAAGACAAAAAAUGAUGACAAAAGAUGAAAGAGACUGAGCGACAGAUGGUUACCAGCAGCCUGUAUAAAAUAAACGUCUGUUGCACAAAACAGAUAAGACUACUGACAGGGUACAAUAGGUCAACUAACAGAUUGUUGUACAUCAACAACCAUUCUUCCUCUAACCUGAAAUGAAUUUGCCACAUCUUGGCCAGCAGGGAGCACAAAGCAUUUUCAACAUGCUGAUAGCCCAAAAUAAGUGGGAAGUAAUUUGUAUAAGACUAGAUAAACAUUGUUAUUGUUUCAACUUUGCUAAGCAAAGCACAUUUUCAUUAUCUAGCCAUUGUCACUUCCCAAAGAGAGGAAAUAAUUGAGUAGUUUUGAUUCAUCCUAAACAAAAUAUCAAAUGAUGUACGAAUAAGCAGAAUUGAGUUCAUAAUACAUGGCCGGUGUGU